AUGUCAGGCCCGGGCCUGGCCCCGGCCUGGGUGCCCACCCACGUACAGGUGACGGUGCUGCGGGCGCGGGGGCUGCGGGCCAAGGCGGCGGCGGGCGGCGGCGGCAGCGACGCCUACACCGUGAUGGCGCUGGGCCGCGACAAGUUCUCCACCUCGGUGGCGGAGCGGUGCCAGGGGCAGCCGCUCUGGCGGGAGGAGGCCACCUUCGAGCUGCCGCCGCCGCCGCGGCCCGCCGCCCUCCGCCUCACCGUGCUGCACCGCGCCCUCGUCGGCCUCGACAAGUUCCUGGGGCGCGCCGAAGUCGACCUGGCGGCGCUGAGGGCCGACGGCGGCCGGCGGCACACCAGGUGGUACAAGCUUCGCUCCAAACCAGGGAAAAAGGAAAAGGAGAGAGGGGAGAUCGAAGUGGAUAUCCAGUUUAUGAGGAGCAACAUGACAGCCAGUAUGUUUGAUCUGUCCGUGAAAGACAAGUCUCGCUCUCCCUUUGGCAAGCUCAAAGACAAGCUCAAGGGGAAGAGGAGCAGUGGCCUUUCCGACACGGUGUCAGCGAUCAUUCCCAGCACGAGUCACUCCCCUGCUGACAGCGAAGAUGAGUCAGUUGAGAAGGAGAAGAAGAAAUCAAAGUUCAAAACCCUGUUUUCCAAACCUGGCCUGCAGAAGACCUCCCUCUCCCAGUCCAUGUCAGUCCUGCCGACGCAGCAGCCCGCCACCGAGAGGGUUCGGCUUCGGCCCAGCGACUUCCAGUCGCAAUGGGACAACGAGGAGUCCGAGACCUCUUCAACCUCAGAAAAAGCCUUUGGAAAUGCCCUGGAAGAGAAGUCCUCUCCUUCUCCUGUAUUCAAAUCUCGUAAAACAGCAACUUUGGACAACAGGCAACUAAACCAAGUAACCACUAACCACACUAAGAAAGAAGGGCUCUCUUUAUUCAGUGGCCUUAAAUCCAAAAGCGAUCCUGUUUCCAAGUCUAGUCUGUGUAUCAACGGCAGUCACGUUUAUAUGGAAGAGGGCACGAAGAAGGACAACACUCCAGCCUCUUCCCCCUCUCCUCACAACUUCAGGAGGAAGCAGGUCUUUGCUUCAGAAGAGAACCUGUCUUCCAGAUCUACUAAAGGACCUGAAGAGACGGGAAGAACAUCUCCUAGUAAUGCUUUCUCUGGGUCUGCAUCCUUGGAGACCUUUAAAUCUAUGACUUUGCCGUCAUACAAAUUGCUUAGCAGUGAAGAAUACCUGGAAACCAGCACUCCUCCGAGUGUCGAGGUUAUUAAAGAGACCAAAAAAAUGGACCACAAAAAGUCUGCCUUGCUGUCUCUGGUCACUGGGAAGAAGGAAGCAGUGAAGACCAGUGAUGCUGAGAAUAUUCCCGACAGGACCUUGCAGGAUGAGGAAAACAAAGUUCCAGAAGAGAAGAGUGAACAAGAGGCCAAACAUCUUGAACCUGCAGCAGAUUUAAGCAGGGGGAAUCCUUCAGAAGACAGUCACCGCGCAGAAGAUGUCUUUGCAAGUAAGCAGCCGCUCAACCCUUUUGAGGAAGAACGGAAACCUGAAAAAGCUGCUGCGCCGGCGAAGACCAAAGCUGUCAAGCCCAGACUGUGCGUGUCUUCAGAGGAGGAAACCAAAGCCACGCUUCCUACUCUUGCACCUGAUUCCCUUCCUGCUUUCCUUUCUGUACACCGUAUCAAUAGUGACAAUAAUCCUUUUAUUUCUAAAACAGGACACAAAGUCCAAGUGCCAGACUCUGAAAACAUUACUAGUUCUCCUGCAUCUCUUACUUCUCCUCCUCCUUUUGCUGCAGAGCUUUUGAAUGGCAAGAACCCCUUUACUCCCGAGUGGGGCAGGGCAUCUGCAGCCCUGGAUCCCGAAGGCAUUGCCCGUUUCCCUUCGUCCCAUCAUCUUGCAGCCUCUGUUCCCAAAUCGCCUCUUCCUGGGCAGGUCUCUGGUAGUGGUAAUAAUCCUUUUGCUUCUGAAUGGGGGCAGAGCUCCUGGGGCCAGGGUCCUGAAAGCUCUGAUACUUGGGCUUCCCGGGGUCUCUCUCGCCCCCCCGCGCCUUCUCUCCCCUCUGAUUGUCAUUUUAAUGACAAUAAUCCCUUUGUAGCCAAGCUUGGGUGGGAAGCCGAUGCGCCAGGUUUCAAAGCUGUUGCUAGUUCUUCCCCUUUCUGCCUGCCUUGUGAUGAACACUGUUCCUCAGCAGAACACCCUGCUGAGCUGCAACACUCUGGUCGCGAUGCUUCAGGGAGCUCUUCAGAUGUGCCUUUAACUGGUCAUGUCAAAGCUGUAUCAAACCCUCUCAGCACCCUUUCUGACAACCCUGGUCUGGCUCCAAAGCAGCAGUGCGAUUCUCCCCAGCUUCAGGUUGAGACUUCUUUGAAAAGAAGUAAGCUAGGCAACAGGAAAUCUGUCCCCUUUGUCCUUGACAGAUCGGAGGGUGUUAUGUCAGGUGAUGAGGAUUUGGGUGGGCAGGAGCGUGAAAAGCAGCGCUCUGAUUUCAGUGAAAUGUUACUUAGGGGUUCAGGCGCAACAGGAGAGCGAGCAGGGUUUGCUCGCGAACUGGAAGCAGGGUGCUACCCGUCGUCAAAACUCUCUAGUGACAGCAUAGGUCCCAUCCAAAACGGCAAGACCGCUGUUCAGGGUGGUGUGGAAGUAGGCGGUGUAAGUACUGAACCCUGCACAAAGGACGACAAAGGCUUUGCGUCUCUCUCGAAGUGUAGUAAUAGCCUCUUGCCAGAGAUCGGUGCUGAACAGCCACCUUCUUCCGAGAGUGAGCUGAAAGAGAAGCAGGAGAUCUUUGGUGAAAAGAGAUGGGAAGGAUGCGCACCCACGUUAGAACCCCAAGCAACUCCACUUGAUAAAAAUGACUCAUUUUCUCAAGUAGGACCUACCAAACCAACCCUGGGAGCUUGCACGCUGUCCCCUCGGGAAGCCGAUGUAGGGAGGGCUGGCAGUGAGGUGUUAGUCACUCCAAAGCCAGCACCACGGCUGUCUUUAACGCUGAAAAAGUGCCCACUGGUUUCUCAGGCUGAUGAGUUAAGCAGUGAUGUGCCUUCUUCAGGCAAAGGUGUAAAAUCUGCGCCUGGGCUCCCAUUACCUAGUGAUGAAGCCUCAGAUGCUCAUGGGUGCCUCCCCCAAAGUGGCUCAUUAGAGACUAUCACUCCACCAGUGACGCUCAGAGACGACAGCAAUAAUAGGCAGUUAAAAAAUGAAGGUGACGACAGUUUAUUUGACUGUCUUACAAAUCUAAAGUCUGCCAUGCCCGUUACCGGAGACCGUGGUUCGAAACUGGCCGGUCUUCCAGUUAUUCCGGAGGGGGGCUCCGAUGACGAGCUGCUAGGUGACUGUCAGGAGAACCGCAGUGUCGCUGCAGGUGAUAAAAACGUUUCAGAGACUGGAAGGCAGUCCCUAGAUUUAAUGCUUUUGCAUGAAGAAUUGAAAGAGCACUCUGAUAGCUCUGCUGCAGCCCAAGUAACCCCAGCCACUCCAGGAGGAGGAAGUGCUCCUGGUGCUUGUAAGCCAAGCAAAUCAGCCGUGCUGCCUGCCCGAGUAGAUGUUCACAGUGUCAAUAACCAGGUAGCUGACUCAGGCUUAGGUAAGUCUCGUUCCGGGGAGCGUAAUAGUAAUUUUGAGAAACAAGAACUGAAAAUAAGUGCAGGUGUUGAGGAGCGUGCAGAGUGUGACUUCUUUGAGCCUUCUGUUUCCUCUUCCUCCCUCUCAAGUCCUUCCCAGCCCUGCUCUUCCUCUCAUUCCCUUCUCUCUGACACCCCAAGUCAUAGAGCAGAGUCUCCGAAAAAGCCAACAGCCGAGGGCUUCGCAGAUAAAGCAGGAAAUUCUGGCAAGAAGAAGCUUCUUCAGGCAUGGGUUUCACCCUCUGAAACAUACCCUAACCAAACUCAGCAGAGUGGUGAAACCAUGUCUCCUAAGCACAGACUCCAUCCUGUGAAGCCAAUGAAUGCCACAGCAAACAAGUCUCAAAGUAAAAACCUGACUGUCAUCAGCACUAUGAAUGAAAAGCUGCUCGAGAUGAACGUGAAGAAAUACGAUCCUUCAGACCCUGCCUAUGCUUAUGCUCAGCUAACACAUGAUGAGCUGAUCCAGCUGGUCUUGAAACAGAAGGAUACAAUUACCAAGAAAGAUCUCCAGGUGCGUGAGCUUGAAGACUACAUCGAUAACUUGCUUGUCAGAGUCAUGGAAGAAACCCCAAACAUUCUUCGUGUUUCAACGUCUGGAAACAAAAAAGCUGGAAAGAUGUAAAGGCUCUCGGAAUGUUGGUUGAACAAAGGACUGAGUUCCCACCAGUGGAGUCUGAUGAACAAGGAGACGAUGUGAAGUAGGUGGUACCGGUUGUGCUGCCCACAGAAAAUGACCACUUGCCUGUUUCUGCCUUGAGCAACUCUCAGUUUGAUUAGUAGAUACAUCAGGUCUUGUCUAUGGUGUCCAGAAGUGGAGUCAACUUAUCAUAUUUAUUUUUUGGUUUCUUUCCAUUAUUUGGGAAGAUUUGUUCAGGCAUCUAAUCCAAAGGCUGAUUGCGAUAGGAAGGAUGAAGGGUUUUUGAUGUGUUUUGCUUGCCAGCAAGGCACUGAUGAUCCUUUAUGAAGAUUUUUUUUUUAAUGGUUUUGUUUCAUAGCAGCUUUGAUAGACCAAUUACUCUUCUUUCCAUAUCUUAAGUUGUAGUGCAAUAUAAAAUCUUGUACAGUAGAGCUUGAGGAUUUGAUUGUUUUUAAAAAAAAAUAUUAAUAACUACACUGGAGAAGUCCAAAGAUGUGUGCUUCAGACCAGGGCUGUGUGGGCUGUAUUUUAAAAGUAAUUAAUGCCCUAAAAGUUGAAUGCAAGUUAAACCUUAGAUUGGAAAGGAAGAAGCAAAGCUUAGUUACUCUCAUCAAGUACAUACUCUUUCAAAGCAGUCCUCCAAGGGGAAGGCUUACAGGUGGUUUUGGUAUAGGAAACAUUGAGGUGUCAUGGUACGUUUGUCUACCAUAGGAAUGGUAGCAAUGAAUUUGGGCCGAAGGUGCAUUUUAAAUCAGAAGCUGUUCUCUUGUAGACUUCAAAUUCCUGAUUCGAAGGUCGUUCAAACGAGGGAGGCAAAGGUACGCCUAGUUUCUGUUCUGUAGUCUUAAAUAGGUGUGGAUUUCACAGUACACGUGUGUGGCCUGGGUCUCUUGCUGUAUGGGAGUUCUGUGACGAUUUUUCUUUUACACCAUUGCAGUUUAUUAAAUUUAAAUACCUUGGAUUUUGGAGCUGGGGCUUACCUUGGAACGACCUUCAAAGGUGAUCAGUCUUACAACGCUCUCUUUCAUGCAUUCCUCAUACAGCCAAGAGAGGAACCAAAUCGCCCUCCCCGGGGAUGGGAGCAGUCACAGCGCUAGUGCUCAAAUCUCAUUUGGUGUUCUUUGUGACUUGCUGCUCAGAAUGGAAUGAAAAAUUUAUGUAGCUGAGAAAGAGUGCUGGUUUUGCUAGACAAUCGAUACCUCUCAGUCUGCUUCCUUAAUGUGUGGCUGCUUUGGAGCUCAAUAGAGACAGGUAUGUUCUCCUCCCCACCUCAUCGGACAGCAAAUAACAGCAUAGCGCUAUCGAGCAGCCACCACAACAGGCUUCCUCCAUGGAAAAACUAAAUGUGGCUUUUUUUUUGGCAAGCUCUUGUCAAAGAUCAAAAAAAAUCAGAUGCCUCUUUGCAUCUCUGGGAUUUAUCAGGGUUGCGAGAGUCCCUAAAAGGCUUAGAAGAAAGUUGAAAUACGAAGAGUGGGUAGCAGAGGACCAAAGCAAACGCUCCUGCCUUCGCAAGUUGAAAGGGUCUGUUGGGUCACUCCUGGCCUAGCUCGGAAGGGGUGAGUUUCUAACUCAAUUUUUCUACAGCAAAGCACUUUAUUGAGGGACUAGACCCGCUGGAUCGACUAUCAACCUGUUAGUAGUCUGCUUACUAUUUUCAUAAAACACUGAAAACCGCUGGAGACUUCUCAAAUACUGUAUUUUUGUAGUGAAAAGUAGUUUAAUAUAUUUGCCUAGAGAUGUAUACAUUUAUUGGAAAAUUCAAAAAAUGCUGUUAACUACAUUUUUAUUACUGUAAACUGACUAACUACCAAAGUCUGGAGCUUUUCUGACAGAGCUGUCCUUUGCGGGAAGCUUGAGUUGAAACAAGCCUUAAGCAUUAAGAGUCUUCUAAGACUUCAGGUACUUUUUUCUAAUCUUAUUUUUAUUUGAGCAGAUGGCUUCAGUGAAGGGGUUAUUUCUUUUCUGCUGUACCCUUUUCUGUGAAUGAAGGGUCUGAAACGCAGAAGGUCUUAGUGGCAUCUUCAGCUCUUGGCUGGUGGUUUUAAUUUUGAGUGGUACUGGUUGGCCUUAUGGAAAACUGCUGCUGCUUCUCGUGCCUUGAAAUAGUGAGGAAGAUGAAGGAUUAAUUUGUUUCCUCGGUGGAUCUCUGGAGAGAAACGGUUGCCUAUACCUCACUAAUAAACUUGUCUUCUAGACUUUAUUCCACAGCUUUCUGAUGUUCUAGGUCAGAGAGUCAGAAAAACCGGUUGUGCCUUUGAACGGUGACUUAACAGUUCAAAAAUCAAAAACGGUAUUAUCGGUAACGAUAACUGGACACGUGGGAAGCAAGACUGGACUCUUGCUUUUUGCUGGCCUCAUUUUAAAGCAAUAUGGGUACUACUGAGUCGCUGGCUGCUGAAGGCACCACGGUGCUGUGUGCGAUGCUUUCGGAGUAUGGAUUUUAUGAAGUUUGGAUCCUGUGCAUGCCUCUUGGCAAGAAUGUGCAUCUUGAAGUUACGUGCACAGAAACAAAGCGGUAAUAUGUGCUCUUAGUGGUCUCCUUAGAGAUGAAGCUUUAAAACUUGUAAUAUCCUCUCCUGGCAGCCUUUUUUGCCGGUUACAGCCGUGUCCCUUGAGGUGGACCCUGGGUUCUGUCUGGCUUUUUGCCUCUGGGGUUGUUCUCUCUGGUGGUUGCAGGCGUCGAGCCUCCUGCCAGAGCAGCACGGGCGCUGCUGCAGGGUCACGGUCCUGCACCAGCCACAGCCAUGGCUGUGAAAGCAUUGCACAAACCUUGUACCUCAGUCUUUUAUUGGCAAUACUACUUAAAGACUUUCUUUGGCAUAAGGGGACUGGCAUUUUAUGUCCGGCGAGGUGCUUCACCUUGACUUUGAGGGCCUUAAGAAUCAAAUGUAUUGUUUUAUUAUUGAAGGAUCUGAAUGUAUUUUUCCCUGUUUAUACUGUCUGCUUUUAGCCUGGGUACCUAUUUGUUUUUAAAUGCCUUUUGGUUUCAUGGAACACUAAAAUAAAAAUAUCUUA
Molecule: messenger RNA, 7272 nt
Organism: Gymnogyps californianus (California condor)
Lineage: Eukaryota; Metazoa; Chordata; Aves; Accipitriformes; Cathartidae
Gene: RAB11FIP1
Product: RAB11 family interacting protein 1
Biological process (GO): regulated exocytosis
Cellular component (GO): intracellular membrane-bounded organelle
Molecular function (GO): small GTPase binding
Source: RefSeq, a predicted model, not a curated record